Necator americanus (New World hookworm) is the source of this 627-nucleotide messenger RNA. RefSeq lists its product as uncharacterized. The transcript has a single exon. Bases 1 to 627 code for a protein of 208 amino acids. Gene Ontology annotation, molecular function: catalytic activity. Lineage: Eukaryota; Metazoa; Nematoda; Chromadorea; Rhabditida; Ancylostomatidae. The record is from RefSeq and is a predicted model, not a curated record.
AUGGCGAUCUGUACUUAUAACGCACGUACGCUUGCAUCGGAAGCGGCCAUCGAAGAUCUGAUGAUGCAAGCCAAGAAGAUCAAGUACGACGUCAUCGGACUGACCGAGACGAGACGACGUCACCCUCUCAACGCCGUAUAUAAAACUGGAGAAGAACUGUUCUUAGGAACAUGCGACAGUAGAGGUGUUGGAGGAGUUGGCGUCCUCGUCAACACGAGUAUAGCAAAGAACGACUCUUUCGAACAACUUACGACCCGAAUCGGACGUCUGCGGAUGAGAAGAUGUGGUCCAACACCAGCUUUGACUAUCUUCAUCGCUUACGCUCCAACAUCAAGCUACGAUGAAGAAGAAGUCGAAGCUUUCUUUAUGGACCUGGAGAAGUUCUACCGAGAAGAUCAUGCCUUCUACAAGGUCAUAAUUGGCGAUUUCAACGCCAAAGUUGGCCCAAGAAGAACGCCGGAGGAACUUCACAUCGGGACCCACGGCCUACAAUGGAACGACCAGGGGGAGAGGCUCUCCGAGUUCAUCAUGACGACUAAGACCAUCCAUGGAACUCGCAAUUCCAAAAGCCCUCCUCUCUACGCUGGACGUGGGAGCCACCCGGUGGAGAGUACCGUAAUGAAAUAG